UACCAUUCCUCCUGACACUUCUCUCUUUCUUUCUUUCCCUGUACCAAAUAAUUAACCUCUCUGCUCUCCUUUUUCUAGGUUACUUAUUUCCCCAAGAGAGACCCAGAAAGAAAAACCCAAUUCCCCAACUCUGUUAAUUGUGUCGUGUUUGCUUUACCUUUUCCCCUCCAUACACUCACUCUCGACCAAGCAGGAAGGAAACCCAGAUAGACAAUUAAUUUCCUGGAAAGGGUUCUGUGUUACUUUUAGUUGGCUGGGAAUCAGGCUUGGCUAUUUUUCUCUGCUCGGACAACAGAAGGGAACGAGAAGAGAUGGCGCUGCAGUUGUUAUUCACGGUAGCUUUCUCGGCUGUUCCUUUGACUCUGUAUAUCCCGCCAGUGCGGAGCUUGAAUCUGUUUGUGGAGACGAUGGAGGAUCUGGUGAGAGAGUCUAGGGUCUACACGGUCAGGUACUAUCCUCGAGCCAGGAACGUCUGGUCAAGGCUCUGGAACAUCUUCCUCUGCAAUUUCGCCGUUUUGGAGAUGGAUGAAUGGAAUUGUAUGAUCCUUCAUUCCCUUCAGAGAUCGUCGCAUUGGACCUUUCUUUGCUUUCAUUCUAUCAUUUGAUAAACACAGAAAAAAAAAAAAGAUACAACAGCAGCAAGUACAGAUGUUUCACUUUUGAAGGCCAACCUCUUCUAUUCUAGUCCUUGGCGCUUUGUGUUCGCUAAAUGUGAGAAUGAGAUGCAGGCGUCAACUUUUGGCAUCAGGCGGCUCUUUGGCUGUCGUCUAUCUCUGUCCAUGGAACGGUGGACGAUUGACCUGAUCGAACUACAAAUGGAUAGACUCUCAUCACCACUUCUGGAAUUCUUUAAUUGGAACAAAGCGUUCACUGAUGAUUUCGUCCAAUUAGAUGUGUUUGUUUAUAUGUUUUUAUUAGACAAGUUGUAAAGGAACUGAUCCAGAAAAGAGGAGGGAAAGGGAUAGAGUAUUGCGAGUGCCAAGGGAUAGACUCUCAUCGGUCAGCACCAUACCAGCAGCAGCAAAAGCCCCAUGUUUUUGCGCUGAAGAAGAAAUCAACUUCAGCUAUUAAUGUCGUUUAGUCGACUUUAGUCGACAUGGAAUGGAACGACACUCCCUUUCCAUAUUUAUCCACAACAAACAAAAAUACUUUCUUUCCAUUCGCUAAAUCG
Messenger RNA from Linum tenue, 1171 nucleotides. The record is from the annotation of a GenBank genome assembly. Lineage: Eukaryota; Viridiplantae; Streptophyta; Magnoliopsida; Malpighiales; Linaceae.